AUGGAUAGGGGUAAAAAAACAAAACUUCAACAUUCAAAUGAUUUCUUUGCACUUGGGAAAAAUGACAGAAAACGUGAUGCGACGUCAUCUUCUUCAUCUGCUCAAAUGCCUCAGGGUGCAAAAAAGACGAGAAUAGCGCCAAGUACAUUUGGUGCUGGACCAUCAACAAGCAGUCCUAGUGAAAGUUCACAAUGGGAAGAGGCCAUUAACACUGAGUGUGAAAACAGCGUGGAUCUGAUAAAAGAUGUCCUUCAAGCGACAGAACAACAAGACAGUGAUAAGAUUGUGUCUUUGGUUUGCAGUGCUAUCAAAAGUUUAUCGUCAUCAAAAGCGAAAAAUGAUCCGAUUCUGGUCAUGUCGUUGUUGUACCUUGGAAAAAUCCGUCCUCAUAUAUUUGGGAAUGAACUCAUCACUGCUGCUUUAUUGUCAAUCCUGAAAACUGACGGACAACAUUCAGUUCGACACACCAUGAAAAAUAAUUCGACAAUUUUUGUAAUGGCUGCAAAUCUCCUGGCUCGUGGUCAUUUUGAUAAGAAAAAAUGGCCUGAAAGUUUUAUUAAAGUUUAUAUCGACGAUGCAAUUAAUGAGAGACUGUGGGUAGAUUCAGAGGAAUGUUUAUUUUUUGUCGACAAUAUUGUUGCUGCUUUUGGUACAAAAAUUCCACCUCAAAAGCCAGACGCUCAACAGAAAGAAUUGGUUGGUGUUGAAGAUGAAUCAUCAGACAGUUUCAUUUCGGAGUCAUCACGAAACACAGAAGAACUUCAAUUAAAUUCACGUUUCUAUCAUAUUCAAGAGACUGUUGAGAAAAUUGUUUCUGACACUAUCAAAGAUCAAUUCAACAGAAGACAAUCGUCGGACUUUCUCACAAAAAAUCUUCUAAAAUUUACAUCAACUGCUUGUGGGAUUCCAGAAGUUCGUUCUUUGGCAGUAACUAGAUUGGAACUAUGGAUUCAUAAUGCGAAGCUUGUGAAACCAGCACAAGAACUUCUCGAGUAUCUUUGUUACAACAUCAGCGCACUUCAAACAAAAGAUCAUGAAGUUUUAUCUCAACUUUUAAAGAUGAGAUUGAAGACUAAACCGCUCAUCAACAUCUACAUGAACUGCUUAAAAGAUCUCAUAAACUUACAGCCAAAAAUUCUUCAUCUAAUGAUGAAAUCAGUCGUGCAACAAGAGCUGUUAAUUCUUUACAACGCUCGCAAUCCAAAUAACAUGGGAAUUCUCGCAACAAUUUUUCAAGCUAAACCAGAAGCAGCAGCAACAAAUCUUGCAGAAAUUUAUCAAGAAUUUCUUUUACUUCGUGAUGAUUGCUUAAAGACGUUGCGAGUUUUUCUUCGUGAAUUGGUGAAAACACUUCGAUUUGACAUCAAUUUGAUUGUGUUUUGCAAAGCUCUCAUGAGUAAUCGUCCCGAGUUCAUUCAACAAGUUGAAGCCAGUGAAUUUCGUGAACGUUGUUGCUUUGCGAUUGCUGAUUUAGUUUGCCUUUGUCGCUUCUUAUCAGUUUCGCCUCAAAUUCGCGAUGCUCACAAUGCAAUCACAAAGACAAGUCACGAUCAGAAAAGUUCCCUUGUUUAUAACUUUUACAAUCAAAUGUCACAAAUUCAAUACGAAUCAUUAAAUUGGAUGUUGGAAGAAGUUCCAAGAACUUAUAAGUUGAACUCAACUGAUUAUUCAGCAACAGUGAAUAAAAUUUUAAUUCUUGAUCCACCAGAAAGCUACACGAAAGGCGAUCAAUGGCCACCGGAACCUGAAAGGAUGCUUUUGAUGAAUCUCAUCUCAGAAGUUCCACUUCUACAAGAUUCCAUCUUAACAAUUAUCUUCAUUGGAGUUAAUAAGGACAUCAGCUUCUCAAUUCAUGACACUGUUGAGAUCAUCGAUCAAAUGGUACGACGUGCGUGCUUGUUGAAGUACACAGAUUAUCCACCUCUGGAAAUAACAAAACUUGACAUCAUCGACUUUCUAUUCUCAAUGGCUGAAUAUCAUCAUCCAGAGAAUAUUCAAUUGCCUAGUGGAUACGAACCACCGAAGCUUGCCAUCUCAUUAAUCUAUUGGAAAGUUUGGAUUAUCCUUCUCAUUUUAUCAGCACACAACACAGGUACGAUCGGAGCUUUCUGUUGGGCUAAUUAUCCAAUGUUGAAGAUGUUGAUGGAAAUGUGCAUCACAAAUCAAUUUACAAUGACGAAACCACCGGAAGAUGAACUUCAAUUAUCAGUCAUUGAAAAGACUCAAAUUAUUCAAUUUGAAGGAUAUUUGGCAGCAGCAACAUCAAAAGUUGUCAUUAAUGAGCAAAAUUCUUUGUUGAUCUCUCAAGUGAUGUUGAUGAAUCCAAUGGGAACGCCAAGAAGACCACCAAAAACUGUCCUUGAACAACUUCAUUCAUUAAACGGUUCACAUCGAUUAGGACAUUUGUUGUGUCGUAGUCGCAAACCUGAUUUACUUUUGGAUAUCAUUCAACGUCAAGGAACUUCGCAGUCAAUGCCAUGGCUGAGUGAUUUAGUGCAAAGCAGUGAUGGCGACUUCAAUCACCUCCCAGUUCAAUGUUUGUGCGAGUUUUUGUUGUCAAAUUCCAACAGCAUUUCAUCAGAGAACACUCGUGACAUUGAGUUGAUUACAUUUCUUCAGAAAAUGCUUCAAAGCAACGACGACAAUGAUUUCCAAACAUCUUACGAAGUUCUUGAAUAUUUCCUAAGAAGACUUUCAUCGACAUCAAGAUACGGACGACUAUCAGCGAUUCAAGCUUUUAAACUUUUAUUAAAAAGCAUGGAAAGUGAUGAGUCAAAGGAAAUGAUUGUUGAUGAUGUUGAAGCAGAUGCGGAGUCAGAUUGGCUUUUAAAAUAUUUGCCGAUGAUUCCAUCAUUUCCCUUUAUUUGUGAUCGAAUUAUAGCACAAUUAAGGACAGCUUGUCAAGUUGAAAACUCUCCUGACUUGAUCAUGAUUUACAUUCAAUUUAUUGCAACAAAUACAACGAAUGAUCCAGUGACAGAAAUGUUGGAUCAUGUCGCAUGUUGGUCGUUGUUGAUUGUUGAACGAAGUUGCGUGUUUGCAUCAAUCUUACCGAAGAAUGUUGACGAUCCAAAGUAUCAAGAGAAAUAUAAAACUCUCAACUAUCUCUUCAUCAUGUUCAAUAAUUUCAUCAUUAAAAUGAAGGAAAAUAACUCGGAAAUAACGCUUCCUGAAUAUCCUGAACUGUUAGUUGUUCAUUUUGCUGAUGGCACGCAAUGUCACAUGCAUUUGAACUUCAUUCAUGCUCUCGUCAUUUUACUAAGCGAAUCAAAAGAUUUAAAUGGAGCGAUGGAACUUUUGGAUUACUUUUUUCCAGCUGACAGUCCAAGCCAUCCACAAGCAUUCAGUGUUGACACUGAUGAGAAAGUUCAAAUUCUUCCUGAUUGGUUGAAACUUAAAAUGAUCAGAAGUUCCAUCGAUCGAAUGGUUGAUGUUGCACUUCAAGACUUACUGCCGGAACAAUUAAUUUUGUUUAUUCAAAGCUUUGGAACACCAAAAAAUUCGAUGGAUAAAUUAUUAGCUUUGCUUGACGCUGCUGUCGUUCAAGAUCCCGAUCGUAUCAAUGAAGCUAUCAUGAAUCGAGCUUAUCUGACUCAAUUCAUUGAGAUUCAGCAACUCCGUGGAGCUACUCAUGGUCACAUUGCAAUGAAACAUUUGAAAUCGAUUGAUAAUGUUGACGAGGAAAUGGAACCACGAGAAUCGAAAGUUGUUAGAAAAGUUGAGAUUCUUGAAAAGUUUGACGUGUCAAAAGUGAAAUCGAAACCAAGCACAAGUUAUCGAAGUGGAAAAUUUUCGAGUAAUUAUCGUGUCAGUUCAUUACUUGGUGAUGUUUUAAAAGAAACGAAACCAGCGUCUGAUUCAUCAUCAAUUGUUGGAAUGAAAAUCAGCGAAUCUGGAAGAAAUAUUCAUCACAUUCUUAAUCAGUUAAUUCAUUCAACUCAUCCAUUCGAUAUUGAAAGCUUUGCACAUCAAAAUCUUAACAUUAAAAACUUAAAGCAGAGUAAGUUGGCAGCUUUAAUUGAUUGUAUGUCAGUGAUGCUUAAAGAAGAAAAUGAUAAAUUGAAUGUUAAUAAACGUGGAAUUCUCAUCGACUGGUUGGUUCAAUUUGACAGUGAAUUGAUAAGAACGAACCAAGACGUUCAAUUGUCGCUUUUGUUUGGAAAGAAUAUUCAAAUUUAUCGUCCAUACUUCUUAUCAUUAUUGAUCCAUCAAGCAAAUUGGUCAACAAUUGCGAUGGCAUUAGAAAAACUUCUUAAUCAAAGAAAUUCAGGAAUUUACGAUCCAUCAUCAGUUUUGGACUUUGUUGAUGCAAUCAUUCGAAGUCCGAAAUUAUGGCAAGGUCGAGACAAAACUGUGCCAAAACAUGAACAAAUCGAAUAUGUUUUGACGCUUGAUGAUGAUAAAGUGAAAGCAUUUAUUGAUUACAUUUUACGUGAGGAAGAAAUGUUGAUUGUGACUGGUGGAUCGAAAAUGAAUGAUCGAGUAACGUUGCUGUUGAAUUGUGUCGACGUUAAAGAACUCAGCUUGAAGAUGAUCAAACUGAAGAUUGAAGAUUCAAUUUUAGAGAAACGUGUUAAGGAUAAAUUCAUGCAAAGAUUGUAUAUGAACAUUCCGCAUUUGUUUUUGGAGCCGAAAAGUCAAGAAUCUAUCGCCCAAUUAGAUGCAAUGACAGAUUUCACUGGUUGUGCGAGUGAUAAAUUGUCACACACGAUAAUCACGACUCUUGCAAGUUUAACAAACACGCGCGAUUUUCAAGCAUUAAGUCAAGAUGUUGAAUUAACUUUGAGAAAGUUGGCAUCAACUCAUCCAUUGCUGUUACUCCGAGAACUGUCAUUGAUUGCCUCGUUGCUUGCUGGCCGCGGUCACAUGGACUUCCACGUUCUUCGUCAGGGACAUCACAUAACAUUCUUUAAUCAAAUUCUCGGUGUUUUGGAGUUGCUGCGUCCAACAAUAUUCGAAGAUGCUUAUAAAAAUGGAUUACAUCGUGCGAUAAAUUGUUAUUUUCAUCUUCUACAGAACCACAGUAAAGAUGUUUAUGGAUUGAUGUUUCGUUUGAUGGAAUUUCUUAAAACUUAUGCAUCAACGAAUAACGUCGGAGCUUAUCAACUUAUUAAUCAAAAUAACAAUUUAUUUGCGGAACUUUACAUGAGAAAUCGAAAUAUAAUUCCACUUCAACAUUUGAUGUCUUCAACUCACUUUUCCGCAAAAGGCGGCAUUUCUGUUCCAUCGCCAUUGAUACCAAAAGUCGAUAAUAAUCAAGGAAGUGUUGUUGCAAAAAUAGGUCAAAUGUCAAAGAUGACACACGAUGAACUAUUAUCAACAUUACAAGAAAUUGAUUAUCAGACACACAAGAAGCAAGCACAACUUAUAGAGAUUUAUGGGAAGCUGACAGAAUUGAUUUUCUAUUCGUCGUCUGAUGUGAGGAAUUUAGCACAUUCUUUGCUUCUUAAAGUGUUGAGACAAAAUCCUGGCAAUAACAACAUCAAUUCAAGUUGCUUCAACGCUUAUCUUCAAUGUUUACAUAGCGGAGACAUUAACAUUACAACAUCAGUGCUCGAUAAUCUCACAGAAAUUGUUUUAUGUCUACAAGAAUAUGCUUCAGAGAUUCUUCAAUCUGUUUUUAAUCUUGGAAUAACUUCAAAGAACAACACACUUGCGCCAUUGAAGAAGUGCAUCAAUGCUAUCAAAUUGCAGCACGGAUGUUAA
Clunio marinus is the source of this 5706-nucleotide messenger RNA. NCBI's taxonomy places the organism in Eukaryota, Metazoa, Arthropoda, Insecta, Diptera, Chironomidae. The record is from the annotation of a GenBank genome assembly.